AUUCUUGCGGACAUUCUUGUUCAGCUCCUUAAAACUCUUGCAUUUUUGAGAUUUUAAAUAACCAAGAAAAAACUUGAGUUAUGAGAUACCCUGUAUGAGAUGGAACGUACUCAUUGGACAUCACCAUCUCUUUUAUCAGUUCCCAUCGAAUUGAUAACAGUUCAAUUAUUCACUCUUGGCAUGCAGCAAAAGGGUUGCUAGUAGUUUAGUCGUGGGAGUAUGACAGACACACCUCUGUUUACAUUCGUUAUCUUCUUCAAUUUUGCUUCAAUCGCGUUUUUACAAUUGACUUUUUUCUAAGACUACUUAUUGGGCACCAAAGUAACAAUCAAAAUAGGCAUGAAUCACGUGGUACUAAUGCUGUUCGUUUUUGUGGAAGAUCAAAUUUUUCCUCUCGUAAAUGCAAAUUGGGCAGACGAGCAAGUAAGGAACGUAGUUGAUAAUUGGGACUCCAACAAUGUCAGACUUCGAGAACCGUUCUGGCCUGGGGCAAUCGCAAAAAACACCAAAUCAAGCACAACUUUAAUACCUCACACUACAGAUGAAGGUGAAAUUCAGACGGAGCAUCAUCCAUUUGUUGAGUUUUCGUGCCGUCAAACUCAGACUUUGCCGAAAUUAGACACAGCAAAGCCUUCGUCGACAAGACACUUUUCCUCCACGAAUGGCUGACUCAGCGACCGAACCAGUGGUACGUGACCGCACCUCCUGGCUUUGGAAAAUCCUCUUUGGCAAAUAUGGCAGUCCAGUUCCUAAACGCCUCAUUCAAAAUUGUCAGCGGAAAGACGAGAUUCUAUAGCUGGCGCGAUACUGCCGCUUUCAGUCUCUUUCAAGGCACGAAAAUAUCCAGCAUGAAAAGUUUUUUUAAAGAGCACUUUCAGAACUACGCUGUAAUUUAUCUAGAUCUAGCCCCUCUAAGUUGCACCACGGAAGCUUUUUAUGCAAAGAAACCCACCUUCAAUCAAGACUUUCAUGAGAAAUUUAAGAUAGUCAUAAAGAAUAUGAUGAGCUAUUAUCCAACACUCCACCUCCACGAAGACAUGCCAGCUUCAGAAAUAAUGAGCUUCAAAAGAUACCUUCAGGAAGGGAUGGAUGAAGAUGUCAGCCCCAGCAAAUUCUGGAAAAGCACAUCAUUCCUGAAGAAACUCAUUCGAAAAUUCUUAAAAAAAGACGUCAUUGUAAUUGUAGACUCUUAUGAUGCCUUAUGCAAGCCUUGCAUGAUUCAGGAUGUUUCAAAAGUACAAAGACCGUACGUAGGUUCGUUCAUGAUAGAAUUCGGUAAAAUGAUCAUCCAAGACGGAAAGACAAGGGUUCUUUAUUUGGGAACCUUCAACACUGCGGAGUUGAUGCUGAAAAAACCGAAUGAAUUAAGAACUCCACAAUCACCAAUGUACAUGAUUCAACACACGGCCUUUUCCAGUGAUGAGCAAGUCGCAAAGUAUUUUGGACUGUCUACCCGGGAGGUUGCAGAUAUUUUGGCGAAAUAUUCUAUGCAAGAUCAUCUCAGUUUGGUGAACGACCUCUUGAAUGGACACGCAGUUUUGAAUUCGUCUUUAACUUUGCUCAACACUAGAUCUGUGCUCUCGUAUAUCAAAAAUCGGAACGUUACACCCAGUGCUUUGACCUCACCAUUUACCGCAGAGAUUUUACGCACCUUUGAGAAACUAUUCCUAAAUACAUGGAUCAGCGAUGUGUUGAGUCAGUGUAUAUUUCAAGGUAAAGCUGAGGUCAUGAUUUCAUCUCAAACGUUGCUACUUUUCGGAAGCUUCUUAAGAUUAAAACAUUUACUGGAGAAUAGUCAAGCUGUUGUUAAAGAAACCGCCAAGUCGGAGGAUAUUCUAACAUCCAUCAGAAUUUUACAGUUUCUGGGGUUAAUAUCGAUCACUGAAGAAAGGACUGAUUUUUGCGUUUACAGGGUGUCAAGUCGCACUGAUGCUGAGCUUAUGAAUGGUUAUCUGUGUAAUAGUGGGAUCGUCCAGCGAGAUUUUGGAAUCAGCCCACAAGAUGAUAUCGCAAUGACUGCUGCUGUAAGAGGUCUAGCGCCGAACAAUGAUUCUAUUCAGUGUUUUGGCAAAGCCAUUUAUAAUAUUGUCAAAGUGAAACCUCCGAAGGCUGAGUAUCAGCUGAAAUCUCUAAUUUAUGUAUAUUCAAGGAAAGUUGAAACUUAUUACGGAGAAGACUUUGCGAUGGAAGCUGGCAUCACAACCCUCACUGGGAAUGAUUUAAAAUUAAACGAGGAUGGCAAACUUGGCAAUAAAGAGAAGAUUGACAUAAUACUGGUGCUGAAAAAUAAGUCAUUAGGAAUCAUUCUUACAUCCAUACUUAAUAAAAAUGCAACUUUUGUAAUGAAAAAAAUGAUGGACCACAAAUAUCUUGACGUAUUUGACUCAGAUUCUCGCUUUUCAAAGCUGAAAAUCAAGAAUAAGCUGCUGAUUGGAAUCUCCGUAUCGGAAAAUAAAUCAGUGGAAAUUUCGUCAGAAAUGUGGCAUCAGAAUGAAAAAAUAAUUUUAAAACAAGUUAUAUUGAAUAGCGCAAGUUCCCUAUGAUAUCUACUUUAAAGAUAAAUUCCUUUAUAAUUGCCUUUAAAGACACGUAUGUGCCUUUAGUUACUUGUUUUACACGUUAGGCUAUCUUUGCUUCCGACUAUCUAGUCUUGCUUGACGAGAUUCUGAAUUUAAAUGACAAUAAAUAUUUUUAUUUUACAA
Bemisia tabaci is the source of this 2702-nucleotide messenger RNA. RefSeq lists its product as uncharacterized. The record is from RefSeq and is a predicted model, not a curated record. NCBI's taxonomy places the organism in Eukaryota, Metazoa, Arthropoda, Insecta, Hemiptera, Aleyrodidae.